UUGAAACAGUAAGCAAAGCAACUCACACAUCCAUUCUUGCUUUAAUUCUGUGUUUUCAUUGUUUUUGGAAAGUAUACAUUGAUAAUGUUUCAGCAAAUGCUAGUAUAUUCUUGAUACUUGAUAGUUGAGUCGAUACUGUUUUGACAAACUCUAGAAUAAAAGAUCUCUAGAGAUGUGAAUGACAAAGUAGGUGGUGACUUGUUUUUUGUUUUUUUGUUGCACUGAGAUUUAUAGAAGGUGUUUUAGUUGAAACAUGAAAGUAACUAAAAUGGGUUGCCUCAAAUUCAGGUAACUUAUUUGGACCUGUGUUUUUUCUAGGCUUCACUAUCUUGUUUUGAUUGUUUCUUUUCUUUUUCUUGGGUUUGUUAGAUGGUGGGAAAAGUUUUUUCUAGGCUUCACUGUCUGAUUAGGUUCACUUUCUUUUUUUUGUCUAUGGAUCAAAGGGUUGGUUGAAGCGGUAGAAAGAAACGAUUUUGUAUCAUAUUUUUAGUCUUUUGUCUCCUUCUGGUUGAUGGGGUUAAAUAGAGAAGCGUCCAGAACUGGAAAGGUUUAAUAGGGUCUACAGGUAUAUAUUUCUAGCACGCAGUUUCAGUAUAUUCUUAGAUCCUCACAAAAUGGAAACUCAAAUCCUUUUGUCUAACAAUUUUUAUUUCAUUCAUCCUUAGCUCCUUCACUUUGCUCAUGCAUCUGGGUUAUUUUUUUAUCUCAGAUUAUAGUAAACUCUUUUAUUUACUUUUUGUUGAGUAUAGGGAUAUUUCCAAUCAAAGUCAAUUCAUACACACUGAAACCAUCAUAUGUUUCACUGAAUCCAACCUAUAUGAGAAUAGAAGUGAAGUAGUUGAAGAAUUGUAGUUUAUGUGAUUCUAGAGGGUUAGGAAAGUCUGAAGUUUUAUUUUUACAAGGCAAAAGUGAAUCAUGAAGGAGAUGUCUCCACCCAUUUCCUUUCCAUUUAGGCUAGAUAAUAUGAUCUGUAAUGAUUCAUUGAUAACAACCCACAAGGAAAUCAAUGGGCUCAAGUUUCUUGCGAACACAACCUUCUUGUUGUCAAAACCCACAACAAAGCCAAAUCCAUCUUAUGAGUCAAUUUCAGGUGGAAAAGAAGGUUGUGGUAGUAAUAUUCCACAAAGUAGAAUUAGUAUAGUAUCACAAUCUGCAGAAGUAGAGAACAGGGAAGCAGGAGGAACCACUGUGUCAAAUUUCGUUACUAAAAAUGGAGGUGAUAAGAUUGAUUGGAGAAGCCAGGAAGAUGUGCUCAUGUCAUUAGAUGGGAAUAGUUCUGAGAUAAGUACAACUGUGAUGAAUUUUGAGAUUGUUGACAAGUCCAAACUGAAAGAAUCAAAUGUUGAGUUGGAGCAUGCACAAGAUCCUUUUGCAAUGGUGUUGGAUCUUGAGAGUACGGAAGGCAGUGGAUGUAAUGGAUCUGAUCCAAAAUUAUUUACUGACCCUUCUGAGCCUGGGGUGCUGCAGGAAAAGAAGAUAUGUAGAACAAGUAGCAAAAAUAUAUUUGAACUGGAUUCUCAUCCCCUUUGGGGUUUCACAUCCAUGUGUGGAAUGAGGCCACAGAUGGAAGAUGAUGUUGCGGUUGUACCCCGAUUCUUGCAUAUUCCUGCUAGAAUGCUGUUGGAGGAACAUGUUCCUAAUGGCGUGAAUCAUCAUUCAAGUCCUUUAACCGCCCAUUUCUUUGGUGUCUAUGAUGGUCAUGGCGGCUGUCAGGUUGCAAAUUAUUGCCACGAACGUCUUCAUUUGGCUUUGACUGAGGAGAUAGAAAUUUCCAAAGCGAGCUUGUCCGAUGGAUGUACUGGGAUUAGUUGUCAGGAGCUGUGGAAGAAAGCCUUCGUCAAUUGUUUUGUCAAAGUUGAUGAAGAGAUUGGGGGAGUUCACCGUGGCAACAGUGGAAGCAACUCUGAGACUAAUCAAAUACCUAUUGCCCCUGAAACUGUUGGUUCUACUGCUGUGGUUGCCAUUUUGUGUUCAACCCACCUAAUAGUUGCAAAUUGUGGGGAUUCAAGAGCAGUUUUGUCCCGUGGAAAAGUGGUUAUUCCAUUGUCAGUAGAUCACAAACCAAAUAGAGAUGAUGAACUUGCAAGGAUAGAAGCUGCAGGAGGCAAGAUCAUAGAAUGGAAAGGGUCCCGUGUUUUUGGUGUUCUUGCAAUGUCCAGGUCCAUUGGUGAUAAUUACAUGAAACCAUGGGUCAUUCCAGAUCCAGAAGUGAUGUUUGUUCCCCGGUCGAAGGAAGAUGAAUGCCUGGUUUUGGCCAGUGAUGGUUUAUGGGAUGUCAUGACAAACGAGGAGGUUUGUGAUAUUGCAAGAAAGCGGAUCCUUGUGUGGCACAAAAAGCAUGGUAAUACCCUACCCGCAGAAAGGAAUGAUGGCGUUGAUCCUGCAGCUCAAGCUGCUGCAGAAUACCUCUCAAGGCUUGCUCUCCAAAAGGGAAGUAAAGACAACAUCACUGUCAUAGUGGUAGACUUGAAAGCUAAAAGGAAGUUUAAGAGAAAACUCUAGUAGGAGGUUCACCCAUCUACUGGAGUAUUUGAGAUAUGAGAUAAUAGAUCAGUAAUAUGGUCCAGCCCUUCAAUUUUUACAUGGGCUGAUUGUGAUACGAUAGAGUUUUGUAUGCUGAAAGUUGCAAUACAGACUCAGAGUACAUUUUAAUUAGAUUUGUCAUGCACCACCUUCCUGAGUUGGUUUAGGUACUAAGUUAAUAGCGAGUAUUUGCAGUUUUUAUUGUCAUCUUGAUAUGAAUAUAUACUCGUACAGCACAUUGUUGUCCAGGCAGGGACUUAA
This is a messenger RNA of Quercus lobata, 2784 nucleotides long. It is a transcript of the gene ABI2, whose product is annotated as Protein phosphatase 2C family protein. Gene Ontology annotation, molecular function: protein serine/threonine phosphatase activity; cation binding. NCBI's taxonomy places the organism in Eukaryota, Viridiplantae, Streptophyta, Magnoliopsida, Fagales, Fagaceae. Gene Ontology annotation, biological process: protein dephosphorylation. The transcript has 4 exons. The record is from RefSeq and is a predicted model, not a curated record. Bases 916 to 2502 code for a protein of 528 amino acids.